AUGGAGAGGGCCACACCAUGCAGCCUUGGACGGGCUCAUCACACCGUCCGACAACGAAUUGAUAUCUUUAUUUUUAUUGCUGCUACUAUGUUGGAGUAUCGGAUCUCGAUCAGCGAGCGAAGCGGAACGAUUACGAAGAAAAAGAGCUACGAGACGGAGGAAGAGAGAGCAGAACGACUGCGAGUACAGCGCGAGAAGGCGAGAUUACGUCGUGCUAAAGAGAGUGAAGAGGAGCACGAAAGACGGCUCGAACAGAUGUGGCUCUACAGGCAAGAGCGCUCGUCGUUGGAGACGCCAGAGGAACUUCACAACUCCAAUGGGUCUUCCCUUUUCGUGUCUGUGAAGCUCAGGAAGCAUUUCUUAGAGAUGGAAAGCCUCACCAUUUCGAUACGGAUGGUCAACCUCGUCACCAACGAACCUUUCUGCCCUCUCCAGCUACUACGAACUGACAAAUCCGGACUUACUGAUGCUCUUAUGAAGCCGCUACCAAAGUACUACUCCUCGAUGCCUCCUAUGAAGCCGUUACCAAACAACCUACUCCCAAAACACCAGUCCAGAGUUACUGCGGAAUUUCUAGAACCUCAGAUCACUACGACGAGUUAUAUGUAA
Cooperia oncophora is the source of this 609-nucleotide messenger RNA. The record is from the annotation of a GenBank genome assembly. Lineage: Eukaryota; Metazoa; Nematoda; Chromadorea; Rhabditida; Trichostrongylidae.